UGUCGACCAGAGCAGGCGGACGCUAGGCGGAGGAGCUGCGGGUUUUCUACUCAAUAUCCAGUGAACACGUGAUCUAAGCAUGUUGGGACUCUGUACAUAUCCCUGUUAAUAUCCCAGGAGGACUUGUGAGUGGCGGAAAAUUUCUUCGUUGCAUAAUUUCAACACAAACUGCAUAAAAAAAGACUGAUGAGAAGCAAUGGCAUCAUUAGUCCGCUGAGCUCGUCUGAGAAGUCUUGAAGGGUGAUAUAAAUAUUUAGAAAAAAAUAACAAUAUUUUGACCAGAGAAAUUUGUGAUAAAAGCAUAUCGUGUAACAUUUUAUUAGUGGCGAAAAAUAUUAGCGAUGAACAACAAAGCCAUUACAAUUCACGGAUUGAUAUUAGACGAUUAAUUCAAACUCGGUAAGAGAAUUGGAACCUUUUGGGACUCGCUUUACGACAAUGUCUGGAACAAAUUACACAGCCGACGAAGGUGCUGAAGAUCUUACAAAAUCGGUGGCCACUUGGGAAGUAGUGUUGACAGUAGUAACUCUAGGAAUCAUCAUCAUUUUCAUCAUAGUCGGCAACAUUUUCGCUAUCGCGGCCGUGUUCACUUACCGGCCGCUGAGGAAGGUACAGAACUACUUCAUCGUGUCCCUGGCCGUGGCCGACCUGACGGUGGCCGUCUUUGUGCUGCCCUUUAACAUCGCCAAGAGUCUCAUUGGCAAGUGGAUAUUUGGGAAGAGCAUGUGCCAGAUGUGGCUCACCUGCGACAUCAUGUGUUGCACGGCGUCGAUCCUCAACCUGUGCGCCAUCGCCCUCGACCGCUACUGGGCCAUCACCGACCCCAUCAACUACGCCCAGAAGCGGACCCUGAAUCGAGUGAUGAUCAUGAUUAGCUUAGUGUGGGCCAUCAGCUUCAUUAUUAGUUUCCCUCCUCUUCUAGGCUGGAAUGACUGGCCGGAUGUAUUUACUGAAGAUACACCAUGCCUUCUUUCAAAGAAAAUUGGAUUCAUCCUUUACUCUUCAUUUCUGUCAUUCUACUUCCCACUUAUCUUGAUGGCCGUCUUAUACGUCAAGAUCUACCAGGCCACCAAGCGAAGGCUCCGUGAGCGAGCCAAGGCUGCACUGUUGAAGAAAGUAAUUGCCGGCAAAAAUUCUAGAAUUAACACACUCAAAAACUCUGAAUGCAUAGGACCUGGACAUAUGUCCAGCAGAAGUGUAACUCCAUGUUCUACGGACUGGCAAUCCGAUCCAGAAUUAUCAUUUAGUGACCACGACAAAUCUGGCCAAAAUAGAGAUGAUAAAACCACUGGGAUUUCGGACACAUGUGUAAACCGACAGAGUAAUGGAAGCGUCAUCAGUAAGUUCAUUGCUAACAAACAGAGGAUAUCCCUGACCCAGGAGCGUCGUCUGGUGCGGACUCUCACCAUUAUUAUGGGGUGCUUCGUCGUGUGCUGGCUCCCAUUUUUCCUCAUGUAUGUCAUUCUCCCCUUGUGUCCAUCUUGCCCAAUUCUUCACGUCAAGGUCUACGGCUUUAUAGAGUGGCUGGGGUACGUCAACUCUGGCCUCAACCCUGUCAUCUAUACCGUCUUCAACAAGGAUUUCCAGAAAGCUUUCUUCAAUAUAGUAAAGGGACUGACACGAAAUGGAUAACUAAAAAAAUACUGCACAUCAAAGUUAUAUGUGGUCACUCGCCAUCCCAUAAACAUUCAUACUGAUGUAUUAGAUUGCAUCAGUACAUUGUUUUAGAUUAGAUUACAUCAGCUAAUUACAUUGCAUGUAAUGCUAUUGGCAACCCAAAUUUCCAUGCAAUUGGGGGUUUAGCAUUUCAUUAUCAUCAUGAAUCGUCUUUUUCUCAUUUCAACACUUACGUGCAUUUUCCAUAUUUUGAACCAAAAUUAACGUAGGAAACUUCUCAUAUAACCUAAAUAAUUUUAUUACACAACACAGCAUAAGUGAAGUUCAACGGAUAAAAAAUAAUAGCUCAAACGUCAAUUUAGUGAUAUUGAAAACAAUUUGCGCUAUUAUUCUUCAAGUUCUGUAUUGUGCGUCAUAUCAGUGAUUUUUUUUCUUUCACCAGCAACAUGGAAAAAAACUGAAUACGCGCCAUGGAAGGCAUGCAGAUAGCAGAACCUAUUAAGCUAAUUGCCGAGUCAAGAAUUAUUAGGUGAAUGAACUGUAAUAAACUUAGAAAUUCGAGAUGCAAUUAAUUUUGUCUAAAUAGAAAUUAGAAACAAUUCUAAUAUAUAGAGCACAUACGUGAUAAGUUAACUGUUAGAUUUAAGGAUAUAUAUAGAAUUACGUUUAUCUGUUGGCUGUAAAUGGCUUUAAAAGGCUUCUACAUAGAGAAAUAUAUUGAUAAAGUUUUAGCAGUCGAUUUAGCGCCUGCAGUCAGUUCGUGACAUACUUUGAAUUUAAAUUAUCCUUAUUAUGCAUGUUGCAAAUAAAGAGGUAAUGAGCUAGUAAAAUCUAUGUUCAUAGUGUGUUUUAAUAUAUA
Molecule: messenger RNA, 2476 nt
Organism: Procambarus clarkii (red swamp crayfish)
Lineage: Eukaryota; Metazoa; Arthropoda; Malacostraca; Decapoda; Cambaridae
Product: probable G-protein coupled receptor No18
Biological process (GO): adenylate cyclase-activating adrenergic receptor signaling pathway
Cellular component (GO): plasma membrane
Molecular function (GO): octopamine receptor activity
Source: RefSeq, a predicted model, not a curated record